Messenger RNA from Lycium barbarum (goji berry), 851 nucleotides. Its product is annotated as ethylene-responsive transcription factor ERF096. The transcript has a single exon. Gene Ontology annotation, molecular function: DNA-binding transcription factor activity; DNA binding. Gene Ontology annotation, biological process: ethylene-activated signaling pathway; regulation of DNA-templated transcription. Lineage: Eukaryota; Viridiplantae; Streptophyta; Magnoliopsida; Solanales; Solanaceae. The record is from RefSeq and is a predicted model, not a curated record. The coding region runs from base 24 to 419 and encodes 131 amino acids.
UUAAGCAAUGAAAUAAAUUAAACAUGGAACAAGAACCUGGCCAUGGAAGAAAAACGAAUGAUGGUGGUGGUGGUGGUGGUGGAGAGAUCAAAUACCGAGGCGUUCGGAGGAGGCCAUGGGGCAAAUUCGCGGCUGAGAUACGUGACUCGGCUCGACAGGGGGCACGUGUAUGGCUAGGGACAUAUAACACGGCUGAAGAAGCUGCAAGAGCUUAUGAUAGAGCAGCUUAUUCAAUGAGAGGUCAUUUAGCUAUACUUAAUUUUCCUGAGGAGUAUAAUUUGCCUAGUAGCUCUUCACAUUUUUAUACUGGUGGUUCUUCUUCAUCAUCAUCAAGGCAAGUUCUUGAAUUUGAAUGCUUGGAUGAUAAGUUGCUUGAGGAACUUCUUGAUUGUGAUGAAGAGCCAAAUAAGAAAAAAUAAAGAUUAUUUCAAGCAGUAGCGGAGGCAUGCAGGACAAAUUUCAAGGUUCAUUAUCUACGAUAUAUACAUAAAAAAUUAUUUUGAUUGUAUACAAUGUAAUUUUCCGAUAAAAGGUUGGUUGGAACUCUCUGGCCCUCUAGCUCCGCCACUAAUUUCAAUGUUCUUGAUCUAUUUAUCCUAUGCUCUAUUUUCCCUAUGAACAAUCCAGCUUUUUGCCUAAAAUCAAAUUAUUCUUAGGAUGGGGUGGUGUUUUUUUCGUUUUCUAAUGCCAUUUUCCUUUCAUUAGUUUACCCUUUUUUCUUUAUCUUUUUUUGGGGUUUGGUUUUUGAAUGAAGCAAGCAACUUUGCUGCAGCAAUACUUGUAACUCAAUUCUACUGUUUGCUAAUGCUAAUGCUGAAAAGUCAACACAAGAAGGUGUUUAUGAUCAUAAA